Messenger RNA from Zeugodacus cucurbitae (melon fly), 2180 nucleotides. It is a transcript of the gene cin, whose product is annotated as molybdenum cofactor synthesis protein cinnamon. The transcript is spliced from 8 exons. Lineage: Eukaryota; Metazoa; Arthropoda; Insecta; Diptera; Tephritidae. Gene Ontology annotation, biological process: glycine receptor clustering; molybdenum incorporation into molybdenum-molybdopterin complex; postsynaptic neurotransmitter receptor diffusion trapping. Gene Ontology annotation, cellular component: dendrite; postsynaptic membrane; cytosol. The record is from RefSeq and is a predicted model, not a curated record. Bases 128 to 1960 code for a protein of 610 amino acids. Gene Ontology annotation, molecular function: molybdopterin molybdotransferase activity.
CGUUAUCUUAUUUAUGUAUAACAAUUCACUUUCGUGUUAUUGUUUUUUAUUUUUCCUAUUUGAUUAAAUCGUACAAGUUGCCUACUAUUUGUGUAAACAUUAAAGCCGCAAUCGUCAAAGCGUGAAGAUGUCUGGUGAUAUUGUUUUCGCCGUUUUAACUAUAAGUGACACCUGUAGCCAAGAUGCUGCUAAGGAUCGCAGUGGCCCUCGUUUAGUUUCACUUAUACGCGAUGCCUUUCAAAAUGCGCACAUUAUCACAGCAAUAUUGCCGGACGAACGUGAACAAAUUAGCGAUAAACUACGUGAACUCAUUGCACAGCAGACACCAAGCGUAAGUGCAAUUAUUACCACUGGUGGCACUGGCUUUGCGCCACGUGACGUCACACCAGAAGCAACUAAAAUUUUGCUAGACAAAGAGUGUACACAACUAGCACAGUACAUUGCGCAAGCGUCGCUGCAAAAGACACGUUUCGCCGCACUAACAAGAGGUGUAUGUGGUAUAGCCGGUAACACGUUAAUACUUAACUUUCCGGGCAGUGAAAAGGCAGUAACGGAAUGCUUUGAAGUGGUGCAUGAAUUAUUGCCACAUGCGUUACAAUUAAUUGGCAACGAAUUGCCGCUAGUACGACGCGUACACGCCGAAUUGCAGGGCAAUGGCAGUAGUGCGCCAGCAACAGGGCAUGUCUGUCCACAUAAAACUGGUAAAGGUGGCGACGGCGAUAGAAACUCACCUUUUCCAAUGUUACCAGUGGUGCAAGCGCUAGAGUUAAUAUUUCAAACAGUGCAACAACAACGCGCAGUCGCGCAGUUGCUUAAUGAAUUUGUGUCACCCGUAGAUAUACCACCAUUUCGUGCAUCAAUCAAGGAUGGCUAUGCCAUGAAAUCUACAGGUUUCUCUGGCACGAAGAAAGUGCUGGGCUACAUUUCAGCUGGUGAUGAGAUUAUAGUGCAUGACUUAGAGGAGGACGAAUGCUACAAAAUCAACACAGGUGCGCCAGUGCCACACUACACCGAUUGUGUGGUGCAAGUGGAGGACACGAAAUUGCUAAAGCGCAAGAAGACCGGCGAGGAGGAUUUGGUGGAAAUUUUGGUAGAACCAAAAGCGAAUCUAGAUAUACGACCCGUUGGCUCGGAUCUACGUAAAGGCAGCAAACUGUUCCCCUCAGCUGACCACUCAGCUGUUGUCAUCAAGUCCAUACUCUCGUCGGUAGGCAAGAACCUCGGCGGUGUCCGCAAACCGAAAAUUGGUAUAAUCUCCACUGGCAGUGAACUGUUAGCACUCGAACAACCCGAAGAGUUGGGUAAAAUAUACGAUUCAAAUACGACUAUGCUAGCGGAGCUCUUGCUAUAUUUCGGUUUCGAAUGUACACAAAAACUGGUGCUUAGCGAUGACUUCGAGGUCGUCAAAGGCACAAUUGUAGAGUUAUACAAAAAUGUGGACUUCAUCAUUUGCAGCGGUGGCGUUUCCAUGGGCGAUAAGGACUAUAUCAAGCCGGCGUUGCAGAGUUUGGGUUUCACACUCAAUUUCGGACGCGUCAACAUGAAACCAGGCAAACCAAUGACCUUCGCUUCCAAAAAUGGGCAAUACUUCUUCGGGCUGCCCGGCAAUCCGGUUUCCGCAUUCGUCACAUUUCAUUUGUUUGUAUUGCCGGCAAUACGCUGGUUUGCCGGCUGGGAGCGUGAUAAGUGCGAAUUAGCCACGCUACCGAUAACGUUGCAGAACGAUAGCAUAGCGCUCGAUCCACGCCCGGAGUAUGUACGCGCCUCGGUGACUAGCAAGAAUGGACGUUUAUACGCCUCUGUUAAUGGCAGUCAAAUGAGCAGUCGGCUGCAGAGCAUUGUAGGCGCUGAUGUGCUCGUGCACUUGCCCGGACGCACGGAGAGUAAGCCGAACGCUGUGGCGGGCGAUGUGUAUCGCGCUUCAGUUUUGCGCUACGAUUUCAUCUCGAAAUAUGAAUAGCAAUAUGUGCACUACAAGUUCCUACAGAGCAUGAUCUGAUUUUUAUGCAUGACCAUAUUAAAUUGAAUUUAAUAUUUCCAUACGAAAAAAAAAGUUAUGUCUGUAUAUUUCUGUUUUAUAAAAGCAGAAAAGUUUAUAUAAAAGUUAGUAAUUUUGGCAGCCGAUUUUAUUUUUUAGAAACAAAUAAUAAUCAAAUAAAAUAUGCAGCAAAAAUGUAUAA